UUCCCUAUAUACACACAAUUGACAAUGGUUAACCGCGCUUUUGUGAACGUCGGCCGCUGGUCAGCACUUGCUUUCGGUCUUGUGUACGGCUUUUCGCACAAUGCGUCAUUGCAGAAGCAGGAGGAUGUAAAGAAGCAACAACUCGAAUACGAGCGUCAAGAAAAACUUAUUGAAAAGGCAAGACUCGCUUAUGCUGCCAAGCAGAACGCCACCGCAAAACCGGUUGCCGCCACUGAAUCAGUUGACGUCGACAGCCCAGACUUUGAUUUCGAUAAAUUCAUUGCACAACUGGAGGCUCAGGAAAAGAAAUAAUAUGCUCGCAACACUUAGAUCGACUGCAUUGAAAUUGUGUGUUUUUUUUAAAUAUGAACGUUUUGCAUUACAAAAAAGAAGACGUUUGAUUUGUAUA
Zychaea mexicana is the source of this 409-nucleotide messenger RNA. Its product is annotated as ATP synthase E chain-domain-containing protein. The transcript is spliced from 3 exons. NCBI's taxonomy places the organism in Eukaryota, Fungi, Mucoromycota, Mucoromycetes, Mucorales, Lichtheimiaceae. Bases 25 to 312 code for a protein of 95 amino acids. Gene Ontology annotation, molecular function: proton transmembrane transporter activity. Gene Ontology annotation, biological process: proton motive force-driven ATP synthesis. The record is from RefSeq and is a predicted model, not a curated record.